Molecule: messenger RNA, 252 nt
Organism: Paramuricea clavata
Lineage: Eukaryota; Metazoa; Cnidaria; Anthozoa; Malacalcyonacea; Plexauridae
Source: the annotation of a GenBank genome assembly
AUGCCUGUGAAGGACCCCAAACGACCAUGGGGCGGCAAAUGCAAUGAGUGCAAAGGGACAUUUUGUUCAGGUCACUACCUUAAAGCAGAAGAAUGCAUUGGACUUGCUAUGGAUCAGCCCAUAGAUAAUCAAAAAAUUCAGCCGCCGUCGGCUUUCUUAAAAGCGGAGUUUUCAAAAUUGAAAGACCACUCAAAGAUUCCUGUCAGCAUCAUGGAACGAUGUGCACAGGAAACUCUACUUAGCCUGGACGAG